Molecule: messenger RNA, 1149 nt
Organism: Pseudomassariella vexata
Lineage: Eukaryota; Fungi; Ascomycota; Sordariomycetes; Amphisphaeriales; Pseudomassariaceae
Product: alpha/beta hydrolase fold protein
Exons: 1
Coding region: 1-1149 (382 amino acids)
Molecular function (GO): hydrolase activity
Source: RefSeq, a predicted model, not a curated record
AUGGCCUCAACUACAGACUCCUACGUCUUACCUUACCCAUCCUAUUUCACCCGCGCGAAGAACGGACUCCUCAUAUCUGCAUUAAAGACCGUGAUAACACCUCUAGGAUGGAUCGAUGAAGCAAACCAGUAUUUCUGGCCUCCCGAAAUCCGACCUGACAUUGUCAAAACCUACGAGCCGCGAUCCUAUCUACCCGUCCGCCUGUUUUUCCCCCACAGUUACGACCAAACCUCAAAUCAAACCCUACCCCUCGUCUACAGUAUUCAUGGCGGUGGUUUCGUUCUUGGCGCGCCGCGCGAUUCGGAUGAAUGGAACCGGCGCUUCGCAGAUAUGCACAAUGUCAUGGUAGUGGCGUUGAACUACACGAAGGCGCCCUUUUGGGCUACCUUCCCAAACCAGGGACUGGACUUGGAAGCUCUCAUACACGCCGUGUACGAUGAUGAAAGCCUGCCCAUCGACAAGAACCGUAUCGCCAUCACUGGUUUCUCGGCUGGCGGAAACCUUGCGCUGAGCGUUUGUCAACUCCCCUCGAUCCGCGAUAGAAUCAAGCCGUCAGCCGUCAUACCGAUUUAUCCCCCGGUGGAUAUGAGUAUCAACGUGGAAAGACUUGCGAGGCGGUACUACAAGCCGGAGCUCGGCGAGGGCCCACGAGCAGCGAAGACGGACACUUUGGCGUCAAUGGCUUCUCUGUUUGACUGGAGUUACAUACCGUAUGGGCAAGACCUGCGCGAUCCUCUUUUGUCGCCUGUUUUCGCCACGCGAGCUGCCCUCCCUCCUUAUGUCUACGUGGUGGCCGCCGAGUUGGAUCAACUCGCACAUGAAGCAUGGCGUUUGGCAUUCCAACUCUCUGGGCGGCCAGAGCCGACCCCUGACAACAAGGUUGGCCAGGAAAAGCCGGCGAAAGAACAGGGGCAUUUAAUUCUAGACGAUGAAAGAUUUGCAUUUCAGCAUACUGAUGACCGUGGCUCUGUCCAGUGGCUGCUCGUCCCUGACCAGAUCCACGGAUUCGAUCACAUGAGGGAGCGCAUGCAGGGAUCUCAGGGGUUUCAAGAUGCUCUAUUGAAGACGGUUCAGUAUCAACAGAUUCUGGGUGAGUGGCUACGCGAUGUGGUAUGGAAAGAUGAAAGAGUCGUCGGCACGAGCAGCUAG